Acanthoscelides obtectus is the source of this 351-nucleotide messenger RNA. Lineage: Eukaryota; Metazoa; Arthropoda; Insecta; Coleoptera; Chrysomelidae. The record is from the annotation of a GenBank genome assembly.
AUGACGUUUAUGGCUAUCGUAGUUGACACGUUGAAAACUAUGGGAAAUGCUGAGAUAGCCUCCUUCGGGCCGAAAUCACUUAUUUUCAUGACCACACAAAUUUUAAUAAUUGCCGCAUCUCUAGCUAGUUUAUUGCGACUUUUAUUAAAUUAUGGUGAGACAAAAGUGUUUCUUUGUAUAAGGUUGAGGCUGGAAAAGCAGGCAGUGAAGGGAUAUCUUUUCACAGGUAAGGUUAUGCUUACGAUUCUUCUCAUUGGCGUGGAGCUCGUCAUUUUCCGGAUCCACUCCGUAUGCUCCAAGCAUUUUUUGCAACAAGAUUUCAAUACUGAUCUAGUGGAAGAACUUGGCUAA